Messenger RNA from Fonsecaea multimorphosa CBS 102226, 1245 nucleotides. RefSeq lists its product as uncharacterized. NCBI's taxonomy places the organism in Eukaryota, Fungi, Ascomycota, Eurotiomycetes, Chaetothyriales, Herpotrichiellaceae. Bases 1 to 1245 code for a protein of 414 amino acids. The record is from RefSeq and is a predicted model, not a curated record. The transcript has a single exon. Gene Ontology annotation, molecular function: hydrolase activity.
AUGAAGAAGAAGAUGAUGAUCUCAACACGAAUCCUGAUCAUCUCGGACACGCACGCCCAUCUGGCCCUACCACCGGCAGACGACUCGGGAUCUCCAGUGGCAGUAGUAGUACCCUUCCACCAGCCGCUCCCUUCAGCCGACGUGCUCAUCCACUGCGGCGACCUGACCAUGAACGGCGCGCUGUCGCAGCACGAAGCCGCCUUGUCACUCCUGACCUCCGCCAAAGCCGAGCUCAAGAUCGUGAUCCCCGGAAACCACGACAUCACCCUGGACAGGGAGUACUACGCGCGCUUCCCUCGCUUGCAUGCCACCUACGACCGCUACUCUGGUGACACCCUGGACCAGAUCCGCGAGCUCUACACGGGUCCGAGAGCCAGGGAUGCCGGGAUAAGGUACCUCGAGGAAGGCGUCGCGGGGUUCACGUUGAGGAACGGCGCGAGGUUGAACGUCUAUGCGAGCGCGUGGACGCCCGAGUUCUUUAAUUGGGCGUUUGGCUACGCGCGGGAUGUUGACAGAUUUAAUCCCCAGCUAGGAGGUGGAGGCGGUGGCAGCGGGCCAGCACCAGCACCAGCAUUUCCUGUGCCUGAGCACGGCGAGAUCGAUAUCAUGAUCACGCACGGUCCGCCCAGGGAGUUGUUGGACAGAGUCUGGCGAGGGGUGGGAAAGGAAGGGGAAGAAGACGUGGGUUGUGACCACCUUCGCAAGGCGGUCGAGCGGUGUCGGCCCCGUGUCCACUGCUUCGGACAUAUUCACGAGGCUUGGGGCGCGGUGUGGAAGAGGUGGGACGUCAGACCGCCCGAGGCAGAGGGAGGGGAUAUUACAGCGGGAGACGUACAGAGUUUAUACGGAGAGCAGAGACAGCGCCAACAACCCCCAGCGCACCUGCAACCAGAAACCUCGUCAGUCGCAAAAGACCCAGACCCAGAACCAGAACCAAACCCUCCCUACCACCCCAUCCACAACCCAAACAGCUACUACAUGUACACACCCAAAACCCCGUCCACGCCGACGACCACAAACCAGCACCACCGAGGCCAGGCCGGUGAAACGCUCCUCCAACCCUCCGCCUACGAGGAGCAAGUGCGGCAGAUGUGCGCGGGCCCAGUCGACGCGCGCGGGUUGGAAUUUGGGACCGAGACGCUGUUUGUGAAUGCGAGCAUUAUGAAUCUCAGGUACAGGCCGGUGAAUGCGCCGUGGGUGGUGGAUGUUAUGUUGCCUGAGGCGGAGACGGGGGACUCGGAGUAA